Messenger RNA from Rotaria socialis, 519 nucleotides. NCBI's taxonomy places the organism in Eukaryota, Metazoa, Rotifera, Eurotatoria, Philodinida, Philodinidae. The record is from the annotation of a GenBank genome assembly.
AUGAGCGGAAGAAAUGUUCGAGGAGGCCCAGGUGCUGCUGGUGGUUCAAAAGCAGCUUUUGCUAUGUUUCAACAAAAAGAUAUCGCUGCUGGUGGAACAGGAAAAGCUAGCAGUGAACAAGGUUCGGCUGCACCAACAAAUCCAACAAGUAUUAAAGAACGUCUUCUUGUAUGGUGUCAGCAAAGUACUAGAGGUUACCAACAUGUUAAUAUAACAAAUUUUUCAUCAUCAUGGGCCGAUGGUAUGGCUUUUUGUGCUCUCGUACAUCAUUAUUUACCGAAUUCAAUCGAUUAUGAUUCUCUUAAUCCAAAAGACAGAAGGAAAAAUUUUGAAAUAGCUUUUAAAGCUGCCGAAGACAAUGGGUGUGCACCGUUACUUGAAGUCAACGAUAUGAUUGAAAUGGGUGAUAAGCCUGAUUGGAAAUGUGUGUUUACAUAUAUUCAAUCGCUUUAUAAACAUUUUGUUAUGAUGCCUCAAGCCAUUGCAGCUAGAGCGACAGCACAGGCUGCUACUCACUAA